Somion occarium is the source of this 2141-nucleotide messenger RNA. Lineage: Eukaryota; Fungi; Basidiomycota; Agaricomycetes; Polyporales; Cerrenaceae. The record is from the annotation of a GenBank genome assembly.
CAUCCAAAAAUUGACCAGCCCUAAAGGCAUCGUCCAUCCAUCACAAUGUCGGACUCGGAAGACGCGUCGAACCAACUCGCUAUCGAACUUCAGAAGGCUGUCGACGUUGUGAACAACGUGGCCAGCACUGCUGCCAGUCAUCCAAAGAAGAAGAAGAAGAAGAAGCGUGCUAGGGAGGAGAGAGACAUCACACAGGAGGCAGAGGAGCCCGUUAAGAAGAAAUCAAAGAAGAAGAAAAAGAAACAUGACGAAGCUCAUGAAGAGGAACAGCUGGCUCAAGAGCUGGUUCAUUCUCAUGCUGAAUCCAGAGUCUCUCCAUCUGCCGUUGACGUAGCCUUGCCUGAUGCAACAGAGCCUGCAAGGAAACGGAAGAAGAAGGAUAAGGGCAAGGGACGUGCCGUUGAGGACCCCAAGCCGCCUGAAGGAACAUUCGAAGCUGUACAGAACACCGAGGAAGACAGGCAGUUCUUGUCUCUGGUGCUUGAAGUAGCAGCAAAGACCAAAUCCCCAGAGGGCCAUCCUUCAGAUGUUCAAGCCUCCGCAGCUCCUUCACCCACAUCUAUUGCAGACCUUCCUGACAUUCCACCACCGCCGAUUCCUUAUCCAGAACACUACAUCCCGUAUACGCAUCCACCUGCCAUGCCAUAUAUUCCACCAGCUCCGGGUGCCUUUGGCCAUGCACCCCAACCAUCCCCCAUGUAUCCGGAUUUCUCUAAUCUCGCACUACCGGACCUUGCGAAUGCAUCAAGUGAGGACAUUAUGCGGGGUUUGCAGCAUCUCGAUAUGGACAAAAUCGCGAGCCUGGUGAAAUCACUGGGCGAAAUGGCGAAUAUCUCUCUCAAUACUCCCCCACCGUUUGUUCACAAUCCUGCCCCUCCUGCUCCACCACCCGUUCGACAGGUUCCAGUACGCUCAGAUGCUAUCUUGGGUCGACCUGGGAAGCAGUCUAAACAGGGAAAGCAGCCUAAGGUCUUGCCUGCGACCCUUCCCCCUCUUCCCGAAGGUGAAGCAGUGAAUCCAGAUCAUGCGCACAUGCUAGCGAAUACUUGGAUGAAUGCGACGAAGCUCGCAGAAAUGGCCAGGAAAGAAGGUCUCGUAUAUAAGAAGGGCAAGUUCUCAGCUAUCGAGGAGGCACAAUUGAACGCUGCCAUCGAGAAUUGGCGUUCGCAAAAGGGUCUCACGAAAGAGCAGCUCCUGGAGGUCAUAUUCGCCAAAGACAAGGGGAGAGACACCUUCUGGCCUGAAAUUACGGCGGCCUUGCAUCUGCGUCCCAUCAUUGCAGUUUAUCACCAUGUCCGCCGCGUAUAUCAUCCAAUGGGCCAACAGGGUCGCUGGAUGCCGGCUGAGGAUGAUGCGUUGCGAAAGGCUUACGCAGAACAUGGUCCUCAAUGGGAAAAGAUAAGUAUGGUCGUUGGUCGUGCUUCUGGCGACUGUCGAGACCGCUUCCGAAACCAUAUAGAGAACCGUGACAAACGACAGAACGGCCCUUGGACUAAGGAGGAAGAGGAUGACCUCACUAGAAUCGUUCUAGAGAUGACAGUUCAGCAGAACAAAGAUAUCGACAAUGAGGUCUUCUGGGGUGUUGUUAGUCAACGAAUGGGUGGACGCCGAGGGAGGCAGCAAUGUCGAAUAAAGUGGACUGAUUCCUUGAGCAAUCAGUUCAAAAAUCGAGGGCAGAAGCCUCGGUGGAGUCAGAUGGACUCAUAUCUACUCGUUCAUAAGGUUGCCUCGCUCAAUGUAAGGGACGAUAGUGAGAUUGAUUGGAAGCAGCUUCCAGAUGAUAAUUGGAAUAUCUGGAGUGCACAUCAACUUCAACGACGAUGGAAAACGUUGAAGGACAGCGUCAAGGACAGUAAACAUAUGUCUCAUGCUGAAAUCAUGGAGAUUCUCCGAAACAAGAAGGCACAGUCUCCACCUCCACCCACCGCCAGCCGUAAGAAGAAGACUAAAGCCGCAACCAGUGCGGAAACCAUUGUCGAUUCGGACGAUGAUACGGGUAGUACCCCUGUUGCGGGCUCUAGCACAGGUCCUGGCACCACAGCUGGUGUUUCCACAUGAGCCAAUGAUCGUUUGUUUACUUGUUCUGGACCCUACUGUCGUUCCGUGGCUAUUCAUACAAUGCAUUUGACUUGUUGGCCCUU